Molecule: messenger RNA, 1888 nt
Organism: Thermothielavioides terrestris NRRL 8126
Lineage: Eukaryota; Fungi; Ascomycota; Sordariomycetes; Sordariales; Chaetomiaceae
Exons: 4
Coding region: 445-1488 (347 amino acids)
Molecular function (GO): oxidoreductase activity, acting on the CH-OH group of donors, NAD or NADP as acceptor
Source: RefSeq, a predicted model, not a curated record
AAAAAAAAAAAAAUAAAGAAACAAAAAAAAGAAAGGAAAAAAAGGAAAGAAAAAGAAAUUGCUACUGAAACCGAGACUGGACCGUCGCUGACUUGCUUACAACCACGACUGAGUUCGCCUGAGAACGAGAGAAGCCGAAGAUGGGGUUUGCGGGCUACCGGAGAUAACCGGCAACCAUUUGCCAAGAUGGCCCGAAUCGGAGAUCUUUACUGCAUCGCCGAUGGUUAACGCCGGCGGCCGGCACUCCACCAGGGAGAAGAAGGAGGGGCGGCCGAAAGCGGGGUUGCCAACAAGCGGCAUGCAGAGGUCUUACUCAGACCCCCCAUCGCAGACCGGUCCAUAAAUGAGGACAGUGAGCAUUGUCGUCUGAGCCGUCAAUUGCCACUCACUUUCACACAAGUAUCGUGCUCAGCUGUGUCGACAAGAAAGCGAAAACCGACCAACAUGACGAAGGUUCUCUUGACAGGUGGCUCCGGCUUUAUUGCUGCCCACAUCCUGGAGCAGCUCCUCGCCAAAGGCCACAGCGUGGUGACGACGGUGCGCAGCGAGGACAAGGCGGCCAAGAUCCGCGAAGCGCACCCCGCGCAGGCCGUGUCGGGCGACCUCGUCGUGGCCAUCGUGCCCGACAUCGCGAAGCCCGACGCCUUCGACGAGGUGGUCAAGACGCCCGGCCUGGAGGUUGUCUUCCACACGGCCUCGCCGUUUCACUACAGGUGGACCGACGCCCAAAGAGACCUAAUCGACCCAGCGGUGAUCGGCACGACCGCGAUCCUGCAGGCGGUGGCGCGCUCCGCGCCGACAGUGCGGCGGGUGGUCGUGACCUCGUCCUUCGCAGCCAUCAUCGACGAGGCGCACACGGCCGACCCGACGCACACGUACACCGAAGCGUCAUGGAACCCGGUGACGCUGGCCGACAUCCACCGGUCGCGGCCGACGGCGUACCGCGCGAGCAAGACGCUGGCCGAGCGCGCGGCCUGGGCCUUCGUGCGCGACCCGGCCAACGGCGCCCGCUUCGACCUCGUCACCGUCAACCCGCCCAUGGUCUUCGGCCCCCUCGCCCCCGCGCACUACGUGCCCGCGCUGGACGCGGUCAACACCAGCAACGAGCGGGUGGUGGACUGCCUGCGCGGCAAGUGGCGCGACGAGGUGCCCGAGACCGGCGCGGCCAUGAUCUGGGUGGACGUCAGGGACGUGGCGACGGCGCAUGUGAAGGCCGGGCUGGAGAUCCCCGAGGCCGGUGGCAGGCGGCUGUUCACGACCGCGGGGCUGUUCAGCCACGCCGAGAUGGCGAGCAUCGUGCGGAGGAACUUCCCUGAGUAUAAGGACCUGCUGCCGACGGAGGAGACCAAGGGCGGGGAGCUGCCGCCGGAGAACGAGCGGUACAAGUUCGACAACUCGGCGACCAGCGCGCUGCUGAAGAUCGACUGGAUUCCGUUUGAGAAGAGCAUCGUCGAUACGGUAAACAGCCUGAAGAAGGUUGGUGCGUAGGGCUCGCCGUCGGCGCAGGACUGUACUUGUGACGAUAGAGAAUAGACGAGCCUAGGCAAUAGCCGUCGUCGCUUUGCUUUGCCUACCGGGCCUCCAACUCUUUAAUCCGUUUCAGGAUCCCAACUUUCCAUUCCGCAUAGGCCUUCCUCUUCCUCUCGCUCAGGUAGUCGUAUCGUUCCUGGAACAUGCUAUCCGGCCGCCCAACCAGGCCCAUCACCACCGCCUCCCCCGCCGCCGCCGCCCCGUCCUCCCUCUCCCCAUCCUGCCUCGCCCUUUCCCUCUCCGCCAACUCCUCCACCCCCCUCACCCACUCCAGAUCAAACCACCCCCGCCGACUCCCCCUCACAGCAGCAACAUCAAACUCCCUCACGCUUACCUCCCCUUCCCACCCAUCCCACCA